AUCAGCAUCUCCAGUCAGUGUAGAGGAGCUGGGAGUCUGGAGGAGCAGGAGCAGGCAGCACAGAGUUCAGCGGCUCCCGCGUUCGUCCGACACUCAGCUAGAGCUGCUCUCCAGACAGUGGAGGUGAUGAUGGCGGCGGCUGUAGAGAGAGGAGGCGUCCGGGCCGCUUUCCUGAACCCGAGCAGCGGUGGCGGCGGUGGACCAGCACCGACAACCCUCCAAACUGGAGCGUUAGCCGGGGCUGUGGUCCUGGGCUCGGGCUCCGACAGCAUGCCUGUACCCAUGAACCUCUUUGCGACCUGGGAGAUAGACCGAUCAUCCCCAAGCUGCGUUCCAAGACUCUGCAGCCUCACGCUGAAAAAGCUGGUCGUCCUCAAAGAACUGGAUAAAGAGCUGAACUCCCUGUCUAUAGCUGUCAAAAUCCAGGGUUCGAAGCGUCUUCUGAGAUCAAAUGAGUACGUCCUUCCACCCAGCGGAAUGAUGGAGACAGAUCUGGAGCUCACAUUCUCACUACAGUACCCCCAUUUUCUGAAGAGGGAUGCCAACAGACUGCAGAUUAUGCUGCAGAGGAGGAAACGCUACAAGAAUCGAACAAUCCUGGGCUACAAAACUUUGGCUGUGGGAGUUAUCAAUAUGGCUGAGGUGAUGCAACACCCGACAGACGGAGGACAGAUUCUGGGUCUCCAUAGCAACGUGAAGGAGGCACCAGUGCGCGUGGCGGAGAUCAGCGUGUACUCUCUGUCCAGCCAGCCCAUCGACCACGAGGAAGGUAGCGGCCAGGCUGGCCGCAAGACCAAAACCUCAGACCGCUCCCCAGACAUGGAUAACUAUUCUGAGGAGGAUGAUGACAGCUACUCGUCAGAGCAGGAAGCCAGCGAUGAUGCAGUUCAUGCCCAGGAUCUUUAUGAUGAAGACGACGAGGUCAGGAAGCCUAAGAAAUCCCGGAGGAAAAUGAUCCGAACCACCUCCAUGACCAGGCAACCUAACUUCAAGCAGAAGUUUGUGGCCUUGCUGAAGAGGUUCAAGGUAACAGAUGAGGUCCUGGACUCCGACCCAGUCGACCAGACCCAGGAAGUGGAGGAGGAUCUGGACUUACUCUACGACAGUCUGGAGGUGUACAACCAGAGCGACAGUGGGCCAGAGAUGGAGGACAACGAGAGCGUCCUGAGCACUCCCAAGCCCAAACUCAAGCCGUUUUUUGAAGGGAUGUCUCACUCCAGUUCCCAGACAGAAAUUGGAAGCAUACACAGCCAAAAAAGUCAGCAGAGAGAGCUGUCGUGUCCUAGUGGUGAAUUUUUAACCGUGGACAGAUGUAAAGUGCAAGGGGCCCGGAAUAAAGAUGACAGUGUCACAGAUACAACCGUUGGGGAGCCAGAGGCUGACGACAGCGGGCCGGGGCCGGGGGAGGUGAGCAGCUGGGAUGUCAACACCGAACGGAUGACCAGCACUGUUGGCAAGCUCUGCAAGACAGAGUCCCAAAACCACAUGUCUCCCAGUAAAGUGGAGAACAGGCUGCAGAGGCGUCCUCGCAGCACCUCCAUGAAAGACCGACAGAACUCCAAGGCCCAGAGCGACAGAACCAGCAGCAUGGAGAGCGAGUGCUCCCCAGACUCGCGUCUCAUAGCACAGGUUCCAAGGAAGUCUGUGUAUGACCAGCUGAACCAGAUCCUCAUCUCCGACGAACGCCUGCCAGAGAGCAUCAUCCUCAUUAACACCAUGGAGUGGCAAGGACAGUAUGUAUCCGAGUUGCUCCAUGAACAGGGCCAGCCCAUUGUGUCCACCUGCUCUGCUGCCGAUGUUCAAGCUGCCUUUAACACCAUCGUUACUCGCAUCCAGAGAUUCUGUAACUGCAAUGCACAGACACCACCGACGAUGAAGGUGGCCGUGGCAGGCGACCAGAGUUACCUCAGCACCAUCCUGAGGUUCUUCGUGGAGCAGCUGGCCAACAAGACACCUGACUGGCUCAGUUACAUACGCUUCCUGGUGAUCCCCAUAGGUUCUCAUCCCCUGGCAAAGUAUGUGGCCUCCUUUGACAGCAGGUUCAACAGCAUCUUUAUGGACACCGCAUGGAGGGAGCUGUUCUGCAGGACAGAACGGCCCACCUCAGACAACAUAGACGUAGCAGGACGAGUCGUUCAGUAUCUGGUCGGUGCCAACGUGUCCCACCAGUUCCCCAUCUCAGAAGCAAUGCUCACCUACAAACAGAAGAGGAAAAGAAGUUUGUAUUUUGAUUUUUACAUCAGCCCCGAUGAGGACUCCUGUCAGAAAUUUGUGCCAUUUAUUGGGGUUGUGAAAGUUGGGAUUGUGGAGCAAAGCCUCUCAACUUCAGUGGACUCAGAUGAUGCGAUGGGGGUCAACACAAGCAUCCUGUCCUCCCCAACGCCCCCAUCGGCCGGUCCGUAUGGGAAGGAAAUUGGGGGCACCCCCCCACAGUCGCCCUCUGUGUCCACGGCCCUCUCUGGAGCUGGCUCUCCAUGUUCAGGCAGUGAAGUGAUGGGGCUCCAGGUGGACUACUGGACGUGGCAAGGCCCAGAGAAGAAGAAAGAGGGGGAGAAGAGAGACGUGGGACUGAAGAACACACUGAAGAGUAACUUCCGGUCACUGCAAGUCAGCCGUCUGCCCUGUGGAGGGGAACUCACCCCCCCACCCAGCAUGGCCAUGACCGUGGUCACCAAGGAGAAGAACAAGAAAGUGAUUUUUCUCAGCAAGAAGCCCAAGGAGAAAGAGCUGGACUCUAAGAGCCAAGUGAUUGAUGGCAUCAGCAGGUUGAUCUGCACCGCCAAGCACCAGCACACCAUGCUGAGAGUCACUAUUGAUGGAGUGGAGUGGAACGAUGUGAAGUUUUUCCAGCUCGCUGCCCAGUGGCCAACCCACGUCAAGCACUUCCCGGUGGGAAUCUUUGGUUACACUAAGCCUGUGUGACCCUGGCCACCGUCCACUCAACCACCACCAGAAUCUCAGCUGCACUUGUCUCACAGAGAGGCUACAGAGAAUUAGAGGAAAAGCCAACAGGCCCCCCCCCACCCCACCCCCCAGGCAGUAAUAGUUUUCCUGUGGAAAUCUUACUGACUCACAACCACGUGUUCAAUACACAAAUUUCAUGUUGUUAAUUGGAUGUUUUUGAUGUUGUUGGGUGUUGUUGUUUUUUUACACACUACAAAAAGAACAAGUACUAUUUUGUAAGAUUUGUGCUACCGCCUCGGAGGUAUUUUGAGGUUUUGACAAUUUGCCACAUUUCGAUAAUGGCAGCUGUGUUUGCACUUUGUUUUUGUUAACAUUUUAUUAUUUCUGUGAAAUCCUACAUUUAUUGUUACUCUAUAGACAAUGGAGGAGUGUGAUGGUGAUGUGCAGUGGCGUGUGUGAGAUUGUUUGAGACCGUGUUUGUUGUUGAAAGUUGGAAUAUUGCUGUGAAUCUAGGUGGAAUCCUUCUCUUCUAACUCAGUGCUCGGUUUUUCUUACUCGUCCCUUUACUUUCUCAAGGUCAAUUUUUAUAGAUAGGAACAGAACGUUCUGUUUGCCUCGUUGCUUUUAAGCGCAUCAUAUACCUAAAGCAAAAAAGAAACAAACUAAUGGUAUUUUUGAAGGUAGCUAUAAUGAAUGUAGCUAUGGAGCAUUUGUAACAUGUAAGCAGUUCAUCAGAUCAGCUCAUUAUUAAGUGCUGAAGAUUUUCUAUCUGUGUAAGUGUACAUUCAGACUGUACAGUAACAUCUACUUAGAAGCAGGGUAACAUUACACCACAAAACAUAUUUCAACUAUUAACAGCUGAAUGCCAAAUUUAGUUGUGACUGGAUGAACUGUCGUAUUGUUUCAAGGAUUCCUGAAUUGUUUUAGUUUCCCAGCUGCCCCGUGUUCAGCUUGAUGUACUGGCUUACCUGAGAGGCCGUCUCACAGACCUGCAGUAACUUAGCAAAUACUGGAUUUCUCCACAUGUGCAGUGAUGUGCCAAAGUCAAGUUAAUUUUACAGUGUAACCACCAGAGCUCUUGGCUUGGCCAAACUUCAUAGUAUGUUAAACUGAAAAGUAAAAUCGUACAUUUAAUGUAUGUGGUGUGGUGGUCCCUGUGGAGAUCAGUAUUUAGAUUACUGAGAUAAUACUUUUGACAAAUGUACCAGUUAGUGCUCCACAUUUGGCCAAAUGUUAUCCUAACCAAGCAAUUACUGUUGUGUCCUUUAUUACAGCUUCACCGUGGCUGGACAUGCAAGUAGUACCUUACCUAAAACAUACUGUUGGUCAGUCUGUAAUGUGUAGGUCUGCUAUGGGAAAAUUACAAAUAAGUUAGACUUGAAACAUGCUUUGACAGUUACGUUGAGCUCAAUACAAGUAUUGAAUUACUUUAAAAAUGAUUUAAAAAAAAAAAAAGUGUAUGGAGUCUU
Molecule: messenger RNA, 4373 nt
Organism: Sander lucioperca (pikeperch)
Lineage: Eukaryota; Metazoa; Chordata; Actinopteri; Perciformes; Percidae
Product: phosphofurin acidic cluster sorting protein 2
Exons: 25
Coding region: 127-2922 (931 amino acids)
Biological process (GO): protein localization to plasma membrane
Molecular function (GO): transmembrane transporter binding
Source: RefSeq, a predicted model, not a curated record